UAAGAUCGAGAUUUAAUGACAGUUAGACAAUUUCGCGAAUAAUGUUCAAGUUAAGUUUGUUUAUUAUAGCACUAGUCACGACUGGUGUCUAUUCAGUCAACAAUGACUGGUGGAAGGACGCAAUUAUUUAUCAAAUUUAUCCCCGAAGUUUCAAAGACAGCAACGGAGAUGGAAUUGGAGAUUUGAAUGGAAUCACCAUGAAGAUGGAGCACAUAAAGGAUAUUGGAGUUGAUGCUUUAUGGCUUUCACCAAUUUACACAAGCCCUCAAGUGGAUUUUGGAUACGAUAUCGCCAACUUUACGAAUGUCGACCCCGCUUAUGGUACUUUAGCCGAUUUUGAUAAGCUCGUGGCUAAAGCAAAGAGUCUCGGUUUAAAGGUGAUUUUAGACUAUGUACCUAAUCACAGUUCUCACAAACAUCCAUGGUUCCAAAAGAGUAUACAAAAGAUCAAGCCCUAUGAUAACUUUUACAUUUGGCGUGAUGCCAAAAUAGUGAAUGGUAUGAGAAAACCGCCAAACAAUUGGUUGAGCACAUUUAAGGGAUCGGCUUGGGAGUGGAAUGCACAACGUGGUCAGUAUUAUCUUCAUCAAUUUGCGACUGGUCAACCGGAUUUAAAUUAUCGUAGCAAAGAAUUAGAUCAAGCGAUGAAGGAUGUUUUUAUAUUCUGGAUGAAUCGUGGCGUUGAUGGUUUUCGUAUUGACGCAAUUAAUGUUCUUAUGGAAGAUUUGCGUAUGCCUGAUGAGCCAAGGAGUUAUAAUCCGAACGCUGCAGCUGACGAAUAUGAAUAUUUGAAUCAUAUAUAUACUAGAGAUCAAAAUGAUACCUAUGAUGUUGUGAAAGCAUGGAGGAAAUUAUUAGACGAUUAUGCAUUAAAACAUAAAACGGAUUCUAAGUUUAUGAUAACUGAAGCCUACACGAAUGUUCCUUUGACUCUCAAGUACUAUUCAGCCGGGUCAAAUCCAUUCAAUUUCAUGUUCAUUUCCGGCUUAAAUGGAGCAUCAACGGCAGUUGAUUUCAAGCGAGCGAUUGAUACUUGGACGAAUAAUUUGCCAAAGGGAAAUGUUUCUAAUUGGGUGACUGGUAACCACGACAAUCAUCGAGCGGCGUCAAGAUUUGGUGUGAAGAAGACCGACAUGAUUACCAUGUUAGCGGCGGUACUGCCCGGAAUCACAGUCGUUUAUAAUGGCGACGAAAUUGGAAUGAUAGAUAGAAAUUUCACAUGGGAAGAAACGAAAGAUGUUUUUGGUUGUAAUGCUGGACCAUUGAGAUAUCAUUUGUUUUCUCGAGAUCCAGAACGAACGCCAUUCCAGUGGGAUGAUACGACAAGUGCUGGAUUUUCAAGUAGUAAAAAUACUUGGCUUCCUAUACAUGAGAAUUAUAAAAUUCUUAAUUUGGAUCUUCAAAAGAAGGCACCAUUGUCACACUAUAAAGUAUUCAAGGCAUUGACAACUUUAAAGAGAAAUGUUUUGAAUAUCAGGAAAUCGACUAUGGAAACUGUGUUAAUUACAAAAGAUAUUUUAGCAGUAAUUCGAAGAUUGGAUAAGAAAUUACCAAUUGUGCUCUUAAUUAAUACGUCGGAUAGAGAUGCUGUAGUUGAUGCUAGUAGUUGGUUAAAUAUUCCUAGACAAAUGUAUGCAUACAUUGCAAGUGUCGAUUCAAAAAUUGUUUCCGGCACUCGUAUUGAUACAAAAUUAUUGCGAAUACCUGGAUCAGCAUCAUUGAUUCUUACAACGUCAGCACAACUUUUUGAAUUGUUUAGAUAUUUGAAUUUUUAAUAUAGUUAUUUGUAAUAAUUUUGUGUAUUAGUAAAUUUACAUUUAAACAACAUGGAAAAAAUUGAAUUGGUAAAAUAUGAUAUAAAUUUUGUAGCAUAUAAGUUUGAAUAAACACAUUUUUUUGGAAAAAAGUU
Molecule: messenger RNA, 1909 nt
Organism: Leptopilina boulardi
Lineage: Eukaryota; Metazoa; Arthropoda; Insecta; Hymenoptera; Figitidae
Product: maltase 2-like
Exons: 1
Coding region: 42-1775 (577 amino acids)
Biological process (GO): carbohydrate metabolic process
Source: RefSeq, a predicted model, not a curated record